This is a messenger RNA of Manihot esculenta (cassava), 875 nucleotides long. RefSeq names its product bet1-like protein At4g14600. The transcript is spliced from 4 exons. Lineage: Eukaryota; Viridiplantae; Streptophyta; Magnoliopsida; Malpighiales; Euphorbiaceae. The record is from RefSeq and is a predicted model, not a curated record. Bases 159 to 548 code for a protein of 129 amino acids.
UACAUAUAAACGCCAGCCCGUAAUGCACUAUCCGAUCAUUUGGAAAAUCAACGGAGGAUAUAAUAUGGUUUGAUUUUUUUAAUUUUCAAAAAACUGUUCAAAAAAUUAUAUACCCUAUUUUGUUUUGAUUUCGAUUUGACCGCUGAAAAUUCUCUUCGAUGGCCGCCAAUUCGAGCAACGGUGGUGCUGCUCUGUACAGAUCAAGGCAAGGACUCAGCACGAGACCGGUGGCGGGCUCCGAUGAAAUACAAUUACGGAUUGAUCCGAUGCAAGCUGACUUCGAUGAUGAGAUUUCCUGUCUCCGCAGCCAAGUUAGGCAAUUGAGAAAUGUGGCACAAGAGAUAGAAACAGAAGCAAAGUUCCAGAAGAAUUUCUUGGAUCAGUUGCAAAUGACCGUGAUAAAAGCUCAAGCAGGUGUAAAGAACAACAUAAGGAAAUUGAACAAGAGCAUCAUUAGGAAUGGUGGAAAUCAUGUUGUCCAUGUGGUGCUUUUUGCACUAUUCUGUUUCUUUGUUGUCUACAUGUGGUCCAAAUUUUCCAGAAGAUGAGAGAUUACUGUUGGCCACUGAAAAGAUGUCGAGAUCAAUGGGCACUAAAUGUGUAGAUUGGGAUUUGGGAGGCGAAAUGCAGGAUCCAUUUGUAAUAUCUUUACAUUAGCUUCUGUAUUUAACAUCGAUAUUGUAGUUAAAUCCUAGCUAUUGUGUAGCAAAGAGAUCAUCGCUAUGCUCGAUUUCUGGUUGAUGUAUAAGCGAAGCUAUUCCAUGCAAUUGAGCUUUUACAAAACAGUUGUGCAGUACAAUUUGUAAAAUUGUAAAUUUGAACAAAUAUGCUAGCAACCGCAGGCUGUUGAGUAUGGCAGUGGUUUGUUUACGGAA